Molecule: messenger RNA, 1881 nt
Organism: Symbiodinium natans
Lineage: Eukaryota; Dinophyceae; Suessiales; Symbiodiniaceae
Source: the annotation of a GenBank genome assembly
AUGUCUCCGCUCCUUUGUCUCUCCUUGCUAUUGACAUCUCUGGCUUUGGGAGGGGCAAAUGAGGAGCUCAGCGAUGGGUCUUGCGCCUUGUCCUUGCGAGCGGAGAGACAGAGCCCACCGAUCCCACUUCAGUCUCUCCGCGGACCAAAAAUCGAAGCCGCGGAAGGGUAUCAUCAAGUGGCACAAGUGCGCCGCUCAAAGGGCGAUGAUAUGCCUUCCACGAAAGACUGCCGCUGGGUGCUCUUUGAGCAACCUCUGUCGCACUUUGACCCGACAAACGUCACGUUCCAACAGCGGGUUUGCAUCUAUGAUGGCUACGUCGAUGGAGAUGGCGGACCAAUCUUCUUCUACACCGGGAAUGAGGCCGCAGUCGAUCUGUAUGUCAACAACACCGGGCUUAUGUGGGAACUUGGGAAAGAGAUGGGCGCGCUGCUCGUCUUUGCAGAGCACCGCUACUUUGGAGAGUCUUCCCCGACACUGACUGGAACGAGUGCCUGCUUGAAGUACCUGACCUUGGAUGAGGCACUGGCGGACUUUGCCAAGGUUGCCUGGAAUCUCACGCACGUCGCAACCGAAGAUGGCAGCUAUGUUGCGCCGACCUCCAAGAUUGUGACUUUCGGGGGCUCCUAUGGUGCGCGGCUCUCUGCUACAAUGCGUCUCAAGUACCCGCACUUGAUUUCGGGCGCAAUCGCAUCUUCCAUGGUCGUCAACCAAAUGGUCGACACACCCAAGGAAGAGUGGGGGAAUUUUUGGAGCUGGGUUCGCAAAGGAAUGGACUUGGUGCCACAUUGCGGAGAUGGCAUGGUGGCAGCGACCCUUGUCCUGUGGGAUGCUUACUCGAACUCAAAGGCCUCGCUCAUUGCCCCUGCGCUGAAUGCUGCCAUGCCAGGGCUGUGCAGGCCUUUGGAGAAGGACACUGAUAUGUUCUACUUAAACGCUGCACUGCAAUCAAGGCUGGAGACGCUAGCACAGUCUAGCUUUCCUUUUGAGUCCGACUACAUGACUGUCGGAGGGUACAUGGAAAAUCCUAUUGUGCUUCCUCCGUUCCCACUCCAAGCCAUAUGUGAGAAGUUCAACGAGGCGGCGGCAGGAGUCACCAUCACGGGCGACAUGGACCAACUCAUCUACACAAUGACGAUGAAUGGUCUGACGGUAGAGGCCGAUUGGAGCGAUACCAAAAGCAAUUACUCGGCUGAGGAGUUCAGCAACAGUGGACUGCCUGAACUCAUGGCGGCUAUACUUGAGGCACAGAUAAGCAUGUGGGGUGAGGACCCAUCAGCCGAUUACUUGUGUCCAGAGUCGAAGAAGGCCAGCAAGGCCAGCGCUCCUUCAUCCCUCAGCGAGUCAGCCAGCAUGCAAGGGCCUGCGGAUGUCUGCACAAAGGAGAUUGAGGACGCAGAAGCCUGGCAAGUGCUGGUCGUCAAUGACCUCAACUACGCCGUCUUUGCACCACCCACCGGCUUGAUCUAUGCAGCCCCACCUACUCUGGGCUGGGAGCGCGACUGGACUGUUCAGCAGCAGAUUGCAGGGAAGGAAGCAAGCGCAGAGAGCCAAGUCCUGAAGUGGGCAACUGAGGAAGGGCUCCCAGGUGCGAGGCCGGGUAAGAUUGACUUGCACGCCAACGACUUCAAGUUCAGUCUCAAGAGCAUGGUUCGCGAGAUGUCGAAUGUCUUCUUCACGGUUGGGGAGCUGGACCCUUGGGGGGGCUCUGGCCUUACAAAAGACAUGGCCCUACAGAAUCCAUCGAACAGGUUUGCUGAGAUCAAGCGCGGGGGGCAUCACGUCGACACCUUUUUCAGCACCGACCAGGACUAUGAAGAGCUCCGUCAAGUCCGGGAAGAUGAGAAACAGUUCAUCAAGGACAUCAUCGACGGAAAGUGA